CACGUGGACUGAGAAGAGAGGAGGCCCAGGAAUACCGCUCCUCAAGGCGGCCCCGCAGCUUCCUGGCGGGCACCACCCCCAGGACUCUGGAGUCAGGCAGAACCGGUGUUGAAAGCGGGCUGUGGGGCUCCGUUGCUGAGCGCUCUUGGCGAAGCUGGGUACCCUCCCUGUGAUCAGCAGUCACACCUGGCGAGAAUGGGCAUCUCAUAGGACUGCUGGGCGAGGACUUGAGGUGCGCCAGGUCUGCCUGUGUCAUCAGCACUUGGAAGGCUAGAAAAGGAGGAGGGACCUGUACACAAUUCCUGCAGGACAGGAAAAGGAGGGGACAUCUCAACAUGGAAAGAUUCUACAAUGAAAAUGAAGGAAAGCCAGAAGAUGAAGUAGAUACAGAAGAUGAAGGAAAGUCAAAUGAGGAGGAAAAGCCUGAAGUGGAAGGGAAGCCAGACCAUGAGGGAAAGCUUCAGGACGAGGGACAGCCAGAUGACGAGGGACAGCCAGAUGAUGCUGGGGAGCAAGAAAAGCUGGGCAAGUCUGAAGAUGAGGGAAAAGCACGCAGUGAGGGCAAGCCGGAACCCCAGGCAAAGCCAGGGAGUGAGCCGAGGGCUGCCGAGAAGCGCCCGGCUGAAGAUUAUGUGCCUCGGAAAGCAAAACGAAAAACAGACAGGGGGACGGACGAUUCCCCCAAGGACUAUCAGGACGACUCACAGGACAGGCACGUGGGCAGUGAGGAGAUGAGAGAAUGUAGAGAUGUGUCAAGGGCUCAGGAAGAGCUAAGGAAAAAACAGAAAAUGGGUGGUUUUCAUUGGAUGCGAAGAGAUGUGCAGGAUCCAUUCACCCCAAAGGGCCAAUGGGGUGUCAGGGGAGUGAAGGGCGGAGGUAGGGGCCAAAAGAGCUUACAUGAUAUCCCAUAUUUUUAGUGCCCUUGGCCUUCAUUUCUGGUUUUUCUGAUGAGAGUAUUGCUGACCCUGCUUUCCCUGGCAGGCAUUUGCCAGGCCAUGUGCUGUAACUUUAAGCUGAUAGUUUGCUUUAGGUGUCACUCUUGUUGGCAGCAGCCUUUUGAUCCAACUACAGCACUCUGUUUCAGUAGGGGAUUUCUACCCAUGUGCAUGGAAGGGAUGUCCAUGGUACUUUGUAAAACAACAAUAAAGAAAAACUUUUCAGAACCACA
Molecule: messenger RNA, 1168 nt
Organism: Hipposideros armiger (great roundleaf bat)
Lineage: Eukaryota; Metazoa; Chordata; Mammalia; Chiroptera; Hipposideridae
Product: transcription elongation factor A protein-like 3
Exons: 3
Coding region: 336-917 (193 amino acids)
Source: RefSeq, a predicted model, not a curated record